GAUGAUUAAAUACAAAUAAAUACUUUGAUUCAGAUUGGUCCUCGCUCGCCGUUACCCACAAUCCUCUCCUCGGUCUUUCUGGAGUGAACGACAUGGCUGAUACUGAAAGUAAGGCGGCUCCCGCCAAUAGGGUGAGGCAGAGGAAGAAGCGGCCCACUGAUCCAGCCUUGAGGAAAAAGGUUGCCCCUACGGCCAGGAAGGUUGCUCCUCCCUCUGCCAAACCCAAGAAGGUUGUUGUGCCCUCAAAAAUCAAACUCAAAACCAAACCCCUGCCCAGGCCCAAGAAGAUAGCACCAAAGCCAAAAACUGAUGCAGGUAAGAAGCUCCCUGCUGUGCCUGAAGUCCUCUUGAAGCGAAGGAAAAGGAGGAGUGUUCAGAAGAAAACCAGGAUUACUGCUGUUAUCCAAGCCAAGAAAGCUCUGAAGGCAAAGAGAUUCAACAUCUUCCGUCGUGCUGAGAGGUAUAUUAAGGAGUAUCGCACCAUUGAGAGGCAAGGUAUCCAGCUGGUUCGUGAGGCUAAAAGGGAAGGAUCUGUCAUUGUUCCUGCUGAGUCCAAGUUGGCCUUUGUCAUCAGAAUUAGGGGUGUGAACCAGAUCCAUCCCAAGGUCCGGAAAGUGCUCCAACUUUUCCGCCUUCUUCAAAUCAACAACGGAGUGUUCGUUAAGCUUAACAAGGCCACCAUCAACAUGCUGCGAAUUGCUGAACCAUUCAUUGCCUGGGGAUACCCCAACCUCAAGAGUGUGAAGGAUUUGGUGUACAAGAGAGGCUUCGCCAAGGUUAAUCGCCGUCGCGUCCCAUUGACAGAUAAUAGAAUCAUUGAGGAUAACCUGAAGUCCAAGGAAAUCAUCUGUAUGGAAGAUGUUGUUCAUGAGAUUUACACCGUUGGAGAAGAGUUCCAAGCAGUCACCAACUUCCUAUGGCCCUUCAAGCUGAACAAUCCUACUGGUGGCUGGAGGAAGAAGACCACACACUUUGUAGAGGGAGGUGCCUUUGGUAACAGGGAGGACCAAGUCAAUACCCUCCUUGCUAAAAUGAUCUAAAUAAAGGGUCUAUUCA
Homarus americanus (American lobster) is the source of this 1056-nucleotide messenger RNA. It is a transcript of the gene RpL7, whose product is annotated as 60S ribosomal protein L7-like. NCBI's taxonomy places the organism in Eukaryota, Metazoa, Arthropoda, Malacostraca, Decapoda, Nephropidae. Gene Ontology annotation, molecular function: RNA binding; structural constituent of ribosome. Gene Ontology annotation, biological process: maturation of LSU-rRNA from tricistronic rRNA transcript (SSU-rRNA, 5.8S rRNA, LSU-rRNA). Gene Ontology annotation, cellular component: cytosolic large ribosomal subunit. Bases 93 to 1040 code for a protein of 315 amino acids. The record is from RefSeq and is a predicted model, not a curated record. The transcript has 7 exons.